ACCCUGCCGCCUGAUCUCAAGAACCUCUCUGCUUUGACAGUUUUCGAGGUCAUGAACAAUCAGCUCACCGGAGCCAUCCCGAGUCUCGCGGGUUUGAGCUCAUUGCGGGAAGCCUAUUUUCGCAAGAACAGUUUCACUUCAUUCCCUGCUGAUUUCUUUGCGGGAUUGACUUCUUUACAGACUGUGGGUCUUGAUUACAACCCCUUUGCGCCUUGGGAGAUUCCGGCCAGUCUCAAGGAGGCCACCGCCUUGCAGAGUUUUUCCGCUGUCAGUGCUAAUCUCACUGGGACGAUCCCGGACAUCUUUGGCUCCGGUAGUUUUUCUAACCUGAUUGAUUUGCAUUUGUCCUUCAACGAGCUUGAGGGAGGACUGCCGGCUUCGUUUUCGGGUUCCAUGAUUCAGUCUUUGUGGCUAGAUGGGAUGAACCUCAACGGUUCGAUUCAAGUCUUGCAGAACAUGACUUCUUUAACUGAGGUCUGGUUGCAUGGAAAUUAUUUUACCGGUCCCUUGCCAAAUUUUUCGCAGUUAACCCACAUGGCAUAUUUGAGUUUGAGGGAUAACCAGUUUACUGGUGUUGUACCUAUGUCUUUGGUUGAUUUACAGUCCCUUUAUGUUGUCAAAUUGACAAAUAAUUUGCUUCAAGGCCCUACCCCUAAGUUUGCCGCUCCCUUUGUUGAUAAUGCUGGUACUAAUAGUUUCUGCUUGAGUGAUCCUGGUGCUAGUUGUGAUAAGCGUGUUAAUGUAUUGUUAUCUAUUGUGGAAGCUGUGAGUUACCCUGCUACUUUAGCUGCAAAUUGGAAAGGGAAUGAUCCCUGUAGUUCAUGGAGGGGGAUUACGUGCAAUUCUAAUGGGAACAUAACAGCAGUUAAUUUUAAGAACUUAGGGCUCUCCGGUACGAUUUCUUCUAAUUUCUCAAUGCUUACUUCCUUGAUAACUUUGGAUCUCUCCAAUAAUAAUCUCACUGGCACGAUACCAUCUGAGCUCACAAACCUGGCUAGUCUCAGUAAGCUGGAUGUUUCAAACAACAAUCUUUAUGGUAAAGUACCAACAUUCAAGCAAAAUCUGGAUGUCAUAACUGCUGGGAACCCGAACAUAGGAAAAGAUGCUCCUUCACCUGCUGCUUCUCCUGGCACACCUGAUAGUAGUGGUGGUGGUAGUCCUGCUAGCAGCCAAAAGAAAUCACAAACAGCGAAGGUUUCGGGUUCUGUGGUAGGUGCUAUUUGUGGAUUGGGUGCUGUUGGAAUGGGCAUCUUUUUGUAUGCUAGAAAACAAAAGCAUUCAAGUACGGUGCAAAGCCCCAAUACGGCAGUGAUACAUCACUUUCAUUCUGGUGAUCAAGAAGUGGUUAAGGUCAUAUCGACUCAAGUUUUGAGGACCGCCACCAAUAACUUUAGCGAGGAAAAUAUUUUGGGAAGAGGUGGUUUUGGUACAGUCUAUAGAGGAGAAUUGCGUAGUGGGACAAAGAUUGCCGUGAAAAGAAUGAAGUCAAGUAUUAUGAAUGAGAAGGCUUUGGCAGAGUUUAAGUCUGAGAUUGCAGUUCUUACGAAGGUUCGUCACCGCAAUUUAACUGCACUUCUUGGAUAUUGUCUGGACGGAAAUGAGAGGCUUCUUGUGUAUGAGUACAUGCCCCAAGGCACCCUCAGUAGGCAUCUAUUCAACUGGAAGGAGGAAGGUUUGAAACCACUUGAGUGGACUAGAAGACUUAUAAUUGCCUUGGAUGUGGCUAGAGGGCUUGAAUACCUUCACGGUCUUGCACGUCAGAGCUUCAUUUAUCGGGAUCUUAAGCCAUCCAAUAUUCUUCUUGGAGAUGAUAUGCAUGCCAAAAUAGCAGAUUUUGGCUUGGUUCGUCUGGUUCCAGAUGGAAAAUAUUCAGUUCAUACAAGGAUAGCGGGUACUUUUGGGUAUUUAGCUCCAGAAUAUGGAGGUAUCGUCUAACUUUUAGAUUUUCUAUUCUUUUCAUGCUUCACCCCAAUCCCCAUCAAGAAUUCCUCUGCCUAUCCACUUUGCUUAAAUGCCUUUCUUUC
Messenger RNA from Rubroshorea leprosula, 2024 nucleotides. The record is from the annotation of a GenBank genome assembly. NCBI's taxonomy places the organism in Eukaryota, Viridiplantae, Streptophyta, Magnoliopsida, Malvales, Dipterocarpaceae.